CCCCCCCUCCCCACAAUCCUCUCCACCCACGACUUCGAACUCAUCGCCUCCCAAACCCUCACCCCCAAAACAUGGGCCUUCUACUCCUCCGCCGCAACAGACAUGCUCACCCAUCAAUCCAACAUAAUCAUCUACGAUCGGAUUCUCCUCCGACCCCGAAUCCUCCGCAACGUGACGAGUGUAUCCACCCGUACUACCAUCCUAGGCUGUGCCAUGAACCUCCCGUUAUUCGUUAGUCCAGCGGCCAUGGCCACGCUAGUACAUCCGGACGGCGAGCUAGCGAUAGCGAGGGGAUGUGCGAGGUUUGGGGUGGGACAGUGUAUCUCGACGAAUGCAUCCUACCCACUAGAUAAGAUAACAUCAUCCGUACAGGAAGGAACGAAUCCAUUUUUCUUACAAUUGUACAUGCAUAAGUCGAGAGAUAUAACGCUCUCUCUCCUCCAUCUCGCCCACACGUCCAAUAUAUCCGGCAUAUUCCUGACCAUCGACGCUCCCGUACCCGGGAAACGCGAGGCCGAUGAACGCGUCCCUCUUUCCCCAAGCGAUAUCCAAUUCUCCACGCGGUUACCCAUGAGCGGCGCCCAAAUCAGCAGUGACGCUAAGGGAUCCGGGCUCGGACGAUCCAUGGGCGAGUAUAUCGAUGCGAGUCUCACGUGGGAGGAUUUGCGCUGGUUGAGGGAUAAUACCCACCUGCCGAUUGUGUUGAAGGGGGUGCAGACGGCCGAGGAUGCGUUGUUGGCGGUGCGGGCUGGGGUGGAUGGGAUUGUGGUUAGUAAUCAUGGGGGGAGGGGGUUGGAUACAGUGAGCUCAUCAAUCGCGGUACUUAUGGAAAUACGCCAGUGUUGUCCAGAGGUAUUCGAGCAGUUGGAGGUAUUUGUAGAUGGGGGCAUUCGAAGAGGGACGGAUAUCAUUAAGGCGAUUUGUCUGGGAGCGAAGGCAGUGGGUAUGGGAAGGGCUUUUUUGUAUAGUUUGUGUUAUGGGCAGGAGGGGGUGGAGAGGUUGAUUGAGAUUAUGAAGGAUGAGUUGGAGACGACUAUGAAGUUGUUAGGGAUUACGGAUCUGUCGCAGGCUCAUCCGGGGUUGUUGAAUACAUUGGAUGUGGAGCAUUUGGUCCCGAAAAGGUUGGGGGGGUCGUUUAGUGGGCUGGUUGGGAAGGCGAGGUUGUGA
Messenger RNA from Aspergillus sclerotioniger CBS 115572, 1167 nucleotides. Its product is annotated as cytochrome b2. The transcript has 4 exons. The record is from RefSeq and is a predicted model, not a curated record. Lineage: Eukaryota; Fungi; Ascomycota; Eurotiomycetes; Eurotiales; Aspergillaceae. The annotation marks the transcript as partial. Gene Ontology annotation, molecular function: oxidoreductase activity; FMN binding.